Prorocentrum cordatum is the source of this 344-nucleotide messenger RNA. NCBI's taxonomy places the organism in Eukaryota, Dinophyceae, Prorocentrales, Prorocentraceae. The record is from the annotation of a GenBank genome assembly.
AUGCUGAUGCAGUUGUUCCUUCCUCUACUUCCUUCCCCCAUCCCGCCCGCAGGGGGGGCCGCAAUGAAGCUGAAGCCCACCAGGGACUGCUUCGGCAUCUGCACGCUGACGGCAGGGGUGGAGGCCAUAUGCCUCGCGGUCCUGGUCUUCUCGCUGCUGGUGAUCUCCGUCGUCUCCUCCGCUGAGCCGCUGCAGAUCGUCGGCUUGACGGUACCUCCGACAUUGCAGGUGGCUGCGGGCGCUUGGGCGUUCGUUGGCAUUCCAUUGGCCAUCAUGGCCGGCGUCGGCGUUUUGUACCAGGUCGAGUCGAACUUGAGGCUUUUCUUCGUCUACCUGCUGGCAAG